AUGGCUGAUCGUCUGGUAAUCACUCGCAUCGAAAUGGCUUCUCUAUCAACGGCCGCCGCCGUCACCACCGCCGCCGCCGCCUCUCGCUUCCUCCCGGCCGCCGCCUCCGCCAGAAUCUCGCAUCGUUCAUCUCUCGCUCUCAGCUCCGCCUCCGUCAGAUCGUCUACUCCCCUCACUCGCCUCUUUCUUCACCAGAAAAGCGCUGUGCGAGGGUUUUCGAGCCGGAGAAUUGGUUAUUCGACAGCGGCGGCUCCGAGGUGCGCGGCGUCGGUCCCCGAGCAGCUGAAGAGUGCGCGCGAGGAUAUCAAGGAGUUGCUUAAGACUACCUUCUGUCAUCCUAUUAUGGUUCGACUGGGUUGGCAUGAUGCCGGGACGUAUAACAAGAAUAUUGAGGAGUGGCCACAGAGGGGAGGUGCUAAUGGAAGUUUAAGAUUUGAAAUAGAACUGAACCAUGGAGCAAAUGCUGGGCUUGUCAAUGCUCUGAAACUUCUUCAGCCCAUCAAGGAGAAGUAUUCUAGUGUGACGUAUGCAGAUUUAUUUCAAUUGGCUAGUGCUACAGCUAUUGAGGAAGCUGGGGGAGCCAAAAUCCCUAUGAAGUAUGGGAGAGUAGACGUAACUGGACCUGAACAAUGCCCAGAAGAGGGAAGGCUACCAAAUGCUGGCCCUCCUUCACCUGCUGCUCAUUUGCGCGAUGUCUUUUACCGUAUGGGACUGAAUGAUAAGGAAAUAGUUGCUCUUUCUGGUGCACACACUCUUGGAAGGGCAAGGCCUGAUCGUAGUGGAUGGGGAAAGCCCGAGACUAAGUACACGAAAGAUGGACCAGGAGCCCCUGGAGGACAAUCAUGGACAGUGCAGUGGCUAAAAUUCGAUAAUUCAUACUUUAAGGACAUCAAAGAAAGAAGAGAUGAAGACCUGCUAGUUUUGCCUACAGAUGCUGUUCUGUUCGAAGAUCCUUCGUUCAAGGAGUAUGCAGAGAAAUAUGCUGUUGACCAGGAUGCGUUUCUCAAGGAUUAUGCUGAAGCUCAUGCUAAGCUCAGCAAUCUUGGAGCUAAGUUUGACCCGCCAGAGGGUUUCUCAUUAGAUGAAAGUAGCCCAGCUGCUCAGCCAGAGAAAUUUGUGGCAGCUAAGUACUCAACGGGAAAGGACUAA
This is a messenger RNA of Striga hermonthica, 1149 nucleotides long. The record is from the annotation of a GenBank genome assembly. NCBI's taxonomy places the organism in Eukaryota, Viridiplantae, Streptophyta, Magnoliopsida, Lamiales, Orobanchaceae.